Messenger RNA from Lolium rigidum, 638 nucleotides. RefSeq lists its product as uncharacterized. NCBI's taxonomy places the organism in Eukaryota, Viridiplantae, Streptophyta, Magnoliopsida, Poales, Poaceae. The coding region runs from base 87 to 449 and encodes 120 amino acids. The record is from RefSeq and is a predicted model, not a curated record. The transcript has a single exon.
ACAACGAAAGGAAGCUCUCUGCAUUUUCCAAUUCCAUCGGCAGAGGAUUUCGGCAAGUUCAAUCCAGAGAGACUCUCGUUCUGGGCAUGGAGAGGUUCGCCGCCAUGGUCGCCGGCCGCCGCGCCGCUCCCGCUCCCAAGCCCGAGGGGGAAGGGGAGGAAGGGGACAAGGAGUACCUGCGGAUCCAGCUGGAGGAGAUCGUCAUCGUCAAGGACGACGCCUACGACGCGCUCGCCGCCGCCACCGCCGCCGCCGCCGCGCACUCACGCCCCAACGCCGCCGCCAACGCCCACUUCAGCGCCACGCCCACGCCCACCGGCACCGCGUCCACCUCCAUGGAGAACUGCGCGAGGGCCGCGGCGGCGGCGGCGUACGGGGGGCCGCCGACGAGGGGUGCGGCGGCGCAGGGCGCGUGGACGACGGCCGCGAGGGGCGUCGGCUUCGACUAGACGUCGACCGCCGGCGACGCGCUCUCCUUCCCGAUCGGCGUGUCGUGUGUGGGGGAUUCUCUUGUUCGUAUCUACUAGCAGCAUCGAAUUCGUGUUGGUUGGUGAGCUCUUUAGUUUCGUAGGUUUAAUUUUUUGCUUGAUUCUUCGACGGUGUCGGUGGAGGUUCAAUCUCGGAUCCUCAAUUCGGUU